CCAUAUGCAGAGGCUACUAGACUUGGGCAUCUUAAUAAGAUGUCAAUCAGCAUGGAACACCCCUCUCCUGCCGGUAAAGAAACCAGGAACAAAUGAUUAUCGGCCGGUGCAGGAUCUACGAGAGGUAAACAAACGGGUGGCAGACCUCCACCCCACAGUUCCAAACCCUUACAACCUCCUGAGCACUCUUCCACCUCAACAUACGUGGUAUACUGUUUUGGACCUUAAAGAUGCUUUUUUCUGUUUAAGACUCUCUCCCCUGAGCCAACCCUACUUUGCCUUCGAAUGGAAAGAUCCAACAUCGGGAAUGUCUGGUCAGCUGACAUGGACACGGCUACCUCAGGGAUUUAAGAACUCCCCGACCAUCUUUGAUGAAGCCCUCCAUCAGGAUUUGGCAUUAUAUAGAGAAUCAAAUCCCCAGGUAACAUUACUCCAAUACGUUGAUGAUAUUUCAUUAGCUGCUGAGACCCAAGAAGAUUGUAUCAAGGGUACUGAAAAACUGUUAACGGAACUUGGAACCCUGGGAUAUAGAGCCUCAGCCAAGAAAGCACAAAUAUGCCAACAACAGAUCGCAUCAAGUUUGCUCCAGCCACAGGACUCAAUCCAGCCACCUUGCUACCUGAUCCUGACUUGGAAGGCUCCACCAUCAUACAUGAUUGUCAGGAAAUACUGGCCGCAGCACACGGCAGUAGGCCAGAUCUGAUGGACCUGCCCCUCCCUGAUGCUGAUUUCACCUGGUUCACGGAUGGGAGCAGUUUCCUGGAGGAAGGUAAGCGUCGAACUGGGGCAGCCGUGGUAGACGGAAAACAAGUCAUAUGGGCAGCGGCGCUACCACAAGGGACCUCAGCCCAACGAGCUGAAUUAAUUGCCCUGACGAGGGCAUUAGAGAUGGCAGAGAAUAAAAAAGUAAACAUCUACACAGACAGUAGAUAUGCGUUUGCUACCGCUCAUAUCCACGGUGCCAUUUACCAACAGAGAGGGCUACUAACUUCAGGUGGCAAAGAAAUUAAAAACAAAGACGAAAUCGUGGCUUUGUUGACUGCACUCAUGCUUCCUACUAAAGUCAGUAUCAUCCACUGCCCUGGACAUCAAAAAGGAAAUACCCCAAUAAUUAGGGGAAAUAAUAUGGCUGACCAAGUGGCCCGAGAAAUAGCAUCGGGAGAAGUCAUUUUAGGACUGUCAGAUAAAGUUCCUGAAAAACCAGGCCGCGAUGAAGAAAUCAUCCCGGCCACAACAAAAGGAACUUUGUCCCCUCAGCAAGCAGAAUCCAUGUUACAACAGAUGCACAGAUGGACACAUUUGGGGACUAAAAAGAUGGUAGCCUUGUUACAAAAAGCCGGGUACGAAACCCCUGAAAUGACAAAAUUAGCUGAACAAAUUGUGCAGGAAUGCGUCCCAUGUCAACAGGUAAAUGCUCACAAAGGGAAACUUGAAACUGGAAAGAGACUCAGGGGGGACCGCCCAGGAACUUACUGGGAGGUGGACUUUACCGAAGUGCGUCCUGGAAGGUACGGUAAUAAAUACCUUUUAGUUUUUGUAGACACUUUUUCAGGAUGGAUAGAGGCUUUCCCAACAAAGAAAGAAACAGCUGCUGUAGUAGCCAAGAAGAUUUUAGAAGAAGUUUUUCCUCGAUUUGGAGCACCAAAGGUAAUAGGGUCUGAUAAUGGUCCAGCCUUCGUCGCCCAGGUAAGUCAGGAUGUGGCCAGAUAUUUGGGGACUGAUUGGAAAUUACAUUGUGCCUAUAGACCCCAAAGUUCAGGUCAGGUAAAAAAGAAUGAAUAGGACUCUAAAAGAGACCCUAACCAAAUUGUCCUUGGAGACUGGCGGUACCGAUUGGACGGUGCUCCUUCCUUUGGCCCUAUUCCGGGUUAGAAAUACACCUUCCCGAUACCAUCUUACUCCUUUUGAAAUAUUAUAUGGUGCCCCACCUCCCCUCCUCACUUUAGGAAAAGAAAUAAAACCUGAUUGUCAAAAUAACACUGACUUAUAUGCUAGGCUACUAGGACUCCAAUUGGUCCAGAAAAAAAUAUGGUCCCAACUCGCCGAGGCCUACCAACCGGGAACACCGGGAGAAACUCAUCCUUUCCAAGUCGGAGACUCCGUAUACGUCCGUCGGCAUCGAACCCAGACGUUGGAACCUCGAUGGAAAGGACCAUACACCGUCCUCCUCACCACCCCAACGGCCAUAAAAGUGGACGGCAUCGCUGCCUGGAUCCAUGCUUCACAUGUGAAGGCUGCACCAGCGACGGCAUCAUCAGGAUGGCGGGCCCAAAGAACCGACAACCCGCUCAAACUCAAGCUUCUACGAACCUAAGACUUAUAAUUUUGGUUUUACUGCCUUUACUGACUGUAAGUGAUUUUAACCCUCACCUCCCCCAACGUUUAACUUGGCAGGUAAUUUCUCAGACUGGAGAUGUAACCUGGUCCAUUAGUCAUACUGCACCCCCCUGGACCUGGUGGCCAGAUCUUUUUUCCUGAUGUUUGUAAAUUGGCUAUAGGAACACCUUAUUAGGAUACAGAAGAUUCUCAUGAUAUGAACACUGCCCCUUCCAAAGUUUCGGAAACUGAUUAGUUUGGGCCGGGUUGCAAAAAUGCAGGCAAAAGAAUGAUGCUUGGUAUCCUCACUUUCUACGUAUGAUCCGGGUUCCACCGCCCUCGAUCUCUGAAUUAUAAAUGUGGUGGAACUGAAAACUUUUAUUGCAAAAGCUGGGGAUGUGAAACUACCGGGGAUACUAAUUGGAAACCCACCUCAACUUGGGAUUUUAUUACUGUAACGGCUAAUUAUUCUCAUAAUGAGGAUACCGGACACCGGAGUAAAUGUUCAGGAUGGUGUCAUCCCCUUAAAAUUUCCUUUAGUAAUCCCGGAAAAAGAGAUAAAAAAUGGGUAAAUGGCCACUCAUGGGGCAUUAGAUUUUACAAGAAUGGAUAUGAUUUGGGAAUAUUAAUGACUCUUAAGCUAAACAUUGAGACUCCUGCUCCUAUAUCAAUAGGCCCAAAUCCCGUACUUGGCCCCCCUUUGCUUCCCCCGGCCCCUUCAACUACGUCAACAAAGAAUGAGACUAAUGAAACCUCUGGAUCCAAAGAACCCACAGUUAAGCCUGGGACUCCUCAGGAUAGGAUGCUUUCUUUGGUGCAGGCAGCCUUUAAGGUCCUUAAUGCUACAAACCCGGAGGCUACAAAAUCAUGUUGGCUCUGUUAUGCUGCCCCUCCCCCUUAUUAUGAUGCUAUAGGAUAUAGUUCUAAUUAUAUUAAUGUCAGCUCCCCGGACCAUUGUCAAUGGAAACAGAAAGGGAACAGUAAAUUAACUCUGUCUUCGGUUUCUGGAAAUGGUACUUGUAUAGGAACACCUCCCCAGUCCCAUCGACACCUUUGUCAUGAUUUCAGCCUCCCUUCAGGCUCGGGAUAUCUUGUACCUCCCCAAGAUGGAUGGUGGGCAUGUAACACGGGGCUAACCCCUUGUGUCUCUCUAGAGGUUCUCAACAAUUCAGCUGAUUUUUGUGUGCUAGUGCAAUUAGUUCCUAGACUUAUCUAUCAUUCAGAUUCGUCCUUCUUAGAUGAAUACGAGGGAAAAACAAGAAGGAAGAGAGAACCUGUAAUCCUCACAUUGGCUGUCCUUCUAGGACUAAGAAUAUCUGCCGGGAUAGGAACAGGAACCACAGCCGUCAUACAACAACCCCAGUAUUAUGCAAGUUUAAGACAGGCUGUAGACAUCGACCUUCGAGCAUUAGAAAGUUCCAUAACUCAACUAAAGGAAUCACUCACCUCACUUUCAGAAAUGGUGUUGCAGAAUAGAAGAGGCCUAGAUUUGCUGUUUCUUAAAGAAGGGGGAUUAUGCGCCGCUCUAAAAGAAGAAUGUUGCUUUUAUAUUGAUCAUUCAGGAACCAUUACCAAAACCAUGGAUAAACUCGGGGAACGCUUAGAUAAAAGGCAAAGGGAGAGAGAAAACGAAAAAGGAUGGUUUCAAUCAUGGUUUGAUAAAUCCCCCUGGUUUACCACCUUAAUCUCUACUCUGUUGGGACCUCUUAUUGUUUUAUUGUUGAUUUUAACUUUUGGACCAUGUGUUCUAAAUCGCUUGAUAGCAUUUAUUAGAGAACGUAUCAGUACUGUACAAGUUCUAAUGUUAAGACAACAGUACCAAAGUUUACGAACAGAAGGUUGAGAUUCCAUGAUUGGAAUCAAUAGUCACAAGAAAAAGGGGGGAAUGUGGGACUCGAGGGACAUUGUUCCAGCUAAUGAUUAAGAACUCUCCAGACAAUAGGGGCUUCUUAGACAA
Messenger RNA from Orcinus orca (killer whale), 4273 nucleotides. RefSeq lists its product as uncharacterized. Lineage: Eukaryota; Metazoa; Chordata; Mammalia; Artiodactyla; Delphinidae. Gene Ontology annotation, molecular function: RNA-DNA hybrid ribonuclease activity; RNA stem-loop binding. The record is from RefSeq and is a predicted model, not a curated record. Gene Ontology annotation, biological process: DNA integration. The transcript has 2 exons. Bases 556 to 1782 code for a protein of 408 amino acids.